Messenger RNA from Urocitellus parryii (Arctic ground squirrel), 865 nucleotides. It is a transcript of the gene Rab25, whose product is annotated as RAB25, member RAS oncogene family. Gene Ontology annotation, molecular function: GTPase activity; GTP binding. Lineage: Eukaryota; Metazoa; Chordata; Mammalia; Rodentia; Sciuridae. The record is from RefSeq and is a predicted model, not a curated record.
UCUCGGUUUCCACCCAGCACCCCACCUGCCAGAACCCAGCCUCCUGGACCUGGCUGGCUUUGAGUCGGUCCUCAGUCCCUUUGGCUGUGGAAACCAUCCUGCCCCCAAUGAGAAGAGAAGUGGGUCCAGGUCUCUUGAGAGCUGAGCGUUCAGGGCACUGAGCUGACGCACACACUGUGACCUCUGCCACCGAAGACAUCUGCACCUUCCAUGCGGAGCYGAGAUGGGGAAUGGGACUGAGGAAGAUUAUAACUUUGUUUUCAAAGUGGUGCUGAUCGGCGAGUCAGGUGUGGGGAAGACCAACCUGCUGUCCCGAUUCACGCGCAAUGAGUUCAAUCACGACAGCCGGACCACCAUCGGGGUGGAGUUCUCCACGCGCACGGUCAUGUUGGGCACCGCAGCUGUCAAGGCUCAGAUCUGGGACACAGCUGGCCUGGAGCGAUACCGAGCCAUCACCUCGGCGUACUAUCGUGGAGCAGUGGGGGCCCUGCUGGUGUUCGACCUGACCAAGCACCAGACCUAUGCUGUCGUGGAGCGCUGGCUGAAGGAGCUCUAUGACCAUGCUGAGGCCACUAUUGUUGUCAUGCUUGUGGGGAACAAAAGUGACCUCAGCCAGGCCCGGGAAGUGCCCACUGAUGAGGCCCGCAUGUUCGCUGAAAACAAUGGGCUGCUAUUCCUGGAGACCUCAGCCCUGGACUCCACCAAUGUCGAACUGGCCUUUGAGACUGUCCUCAAAGAGAUCUUUGCCAAGGUGUCCAAGCAGAGGCAGAAUAGCACCCGGACCAAUGCCAUCACCCUGGGCAGUGCCCAGGCUGGGCAGGAGCCUGGCCCUGGGCAGAAGAGGGCCUGUUGCAUCAGCCUCUGA